Molecule: messenger RNA, 920 nt
Organism: Asparagus officinalis (garden asparagus)
Lineage: Eukaryota; Viridiplantae; Streptophyta; Magnoliopsida; Asparagales; Asparagaceae
Exons: 5
Coding region: 282-920 (212 amino acids)
Source: RefSeq, a predicted model, not a curated record
AAGAAUAUGUGGACAUAGAUACUGAUAAGGAAGAACCUAACGCAGGUUUUUCAGACUCUUUCUUUUCAGAAUUAACUGAUCUGGCUUUCUUUCGUUUGCAUCAACGUCAUAUCCUUUCUAGAUCUCAAUUGGCUUUUCAAAAACCAGAGCGAAAGGUCUUAUUCACUUAUCCUAACAAGAUGACUCUUAUCACCCUAGGUAGAAUGGUUGACGAGCACGAGUCGCUUGCUUCUCGCUAUGCGAGGUCUUAGCCUAGUGGCAAAGCUCCCGCACAAGUUGAGAUGCGUACUAAGUUCAUGCAUGAACGACCUGUUGGUUCUGUAAGAAUUCGUACUCCGAAACGGAAGAAGACCAUUCAUAAGCCACAUACUGGUCAGCGCACUCACAGAGUAGAGUUAGGAAGCACCAUUGGCGGGGAAGAGGGAAACCAUGACGAAGGUGAACUUCCACAGGAUUCUGUAUUCCCUGAUUCUGAUCAUUUGGAUAGCUUCGUGCAGCAGAUGUGUUAUGUCAUUCAUGACAAGCCCAUGGAUGUUGAUGCGAACAUGGAUACUGAGCAGGUUAAUAGUGAUGAACCAACAAUUCUAUGCUUAGAUAACUUGAAGAAUCCAAACACGGAUGUCAGGGUAAAAGAAUCUUCUGCCACUACUGCAGAGAGACCAGUUGAGGAUGAGGCUUUCCAUGAUAUAGGUUUUGAGGAACAAGCGUAUGUCUCAGCACCGAGUUUCUCAGGAUCUGACAUUAGACUGUUAGUCGACAUGCUGGCUGAGCAGGCCACCAGAUGGGCUGCAGGACCAUCCUUUGAGGGUGAUUCGUCUGCAGGACCAGCCACCGGGACUGAUACAGUUACGAUUCCUGGCAUUUCUAGUUUGUCGGAGGGUGAUGGACCUGCGGUUACGCAUAAUAUCCGAUCACCAUGA